AUGGCUAAUGGAACUUUCCGUGUAGAUACCUCUAUAGCUGAGGACAAUCUCACUCCUCGAAUCCAAACUUUAGCUAAAGAACUCCACGAUGCACUUCCGUACUUCAACGGAGAAGGUCAAUUCGCCGUGAAAGACUUUGAAUUAUUCGAUGGAAUAGUAAGAAAUUGGCUACCGAGUAUUCCAGCAGAUAAACAAGACUUCUUUGCUCGCCGUAUAGCCCAAAAACUAUAUGGACGAGCCAAGAGAUUGGUCGAACAUGUCAAACUGACCUCGGUAGAAGAUAUCUUACUCGUGUUAGGUCGAAAACUUAAAAGGAGCGACCCAUAUAUAACUUGGCAGAAAAACUUAGCUGCUGCGGUUCCACAAGAUUCUGAAAAUAUCGAAGAUUUUUAUUACCGGUUAAGCGAGAUGAUUCGUCGUAUUGAGCUCAAUGCUCCCGAAGCUGAUAAGGACGUGGUAAAACGGACAUUCGAAAAAACAGCAGCUACUACGUUGUACGAAUAUUUACCAGACUUUCUACGAUGCCUGUGCAAAAUAAGAAGAGCAGAAACUCUAGAUGACAUGUACAAGACCAUCAAAAAUGACGCGUACAGAAGACCAGAACGUAGACGCGCUAUGAGAGACGACGGACUCAUACCGGGAGAAUCAAUUCCACCUUCAGUAGAAUUUUACAGACGAUCAAAACAAGACGGUAACCGACACUACCCACAAAUGCCGAGAUCUUCUUGA
Messenger RNA from Cotesia congregata, 729 nucleotides. NCBI's taxonomy places the organism in Eukaryota, Metazoa, Arthropoda, Insecta, Hymenoptera, Braconidae. The record is from the annotation of a GenBank genome assembly.